AAAUUACAUGACCAGACGUUCGGCUUUUCUAUAUUUCUGAAUUAAUGCGCUCUCUUUCGGUGAUUUCUUGUUCAGGAUGAAUUUUGAUGAAUGAAUAAUCUUCCCUGCUCAUUUUCCAUGACGUGCUCUUUUCGUAUAACAGGUGACAAGGAAAACCAAGUCCAAAUGUUUCCAUGGCGGACGAAUCGAAAGAUCCCAUCAAAAACUCAGAAAACAAGCUACGAGCGGCUACUGAGGUUUUCCAGCGCAAAUAUCGCUCAAUGUCCACUUAUGGGGAACAAGUCAUCGAUGAUGCAAACCGUUCGAAGAAAGCGCUUUUCUGUUUACCGGAAGACAACCCUGUAAGAUUCUACUGCAAAAAGAUCGUCGAAUCCAAAAAGUUUGAAUAUUUCAUUUUACUGACUAUCGCCGCAAAUUGUGUCGUUCUAAUGUUGGAAGAGCCACUACCCAAUGGAGAUACAACAGAUCGCAACAAAAAACUGGAAGAAUCUGAAAAGUAUUUUGUUAUCAUUUACUGUAUUGAGGCUGCAACGAAGAUUAUUGCUAAUGGAUUUCUGCUUCAUAAGGAUGCGUACCUGCGAAAUGGCUGGAAUAUCUUGGAUUUUGUGGUGGUUGUCGUUGGGUUGGUUGGUAUGAUAUCUGACCUGGAGAUUUCAGGAGAUGGUGAUAGCAACAGCAUCAAAGAAUCUGAGUCGCUGAAGGUCCUCCGGGCAGUGCGAGUGCUCCGUCCCCUUAAAAUAGUUUCUGGAAUACCAAGCCUUCAAGUUGUAAUGAAGUCAAUAGCAAGAGCCAUGAUUCCUCUGCUUCAGAUCUUAUUCUUAAUUUUAUUUGUUAUCGUAAUCUAUGCUAUAGUAGGGUUAGAGCUUCUUCACGGCAAGUUUCACCUUACAUGUUAUGACGCCAUAACAGGUGAACUCGAUACAAAGUUUACUAGUCCACGUGUUUGCAGCCCACCGGGAAAGGGAGGCCGACCCUGUGAACCAGGCCUUAACUGUACAAGCAAGGAAUCGGUUUGGAGUGGACCAAAUAAGGGCAUAAGCACGUUUGAUAAUAUUUUUCUGUCAAUGUUAACAGUAUUUCAAUGUAUCACAAUGGAGGGAUGGACAGAUAUCAUGUAUCACAGUUACGAUGCCAGAGACUAUAACGCCCGCGUGGUGACUUCAAUCAUCUACAUAUCGUUAAUCAUCAUUGGUUCAUUCUUUAUGCUUAAUCUAGUUCUUGGUGUUUUAAGCGGUGAGUUUGCGAAAGAAAGAGAAAGAGCUGAAAAUCGACGGACAUUUUUCAAGUACCGCAGUCGAGAGAAAAUAGAAAGACAAGUUAAUGCUUACACUGACUGGAUAGGGAGAGCGGAGGAUAUACUAUUAAGGGAAGAAAGAGAAAAGCACGGAGUUGGUGAAGGUGGUCCAAGAGACCCAUUGAAGAAGCGCUACAGUCUGUCUGACUCAAUCAUGCAUCUCAUAGAGGAUCAUGGGGAAAUGGUGAAGUAUCUCAGAAACAAGUCUGAAAGUUCCAGUACGAUGCGGAAAGUCAAGAAAAAAGAAAAGUUAUUGCGAAUCCAAGUUCGUCACAUGGUUAAAAGUCAAGUUUUCUAUUGGUCGGUUAUAGUGUGUGUUUUCCUCAACACCGUGCUGAUGUCUGUUGAGCAUUAUGGACAACCUGAUUGGCUGGAGAAGUUUCAAGAAAUUUCAGAAUAUGUCUUUCUCAGCAUAUUUAUAGCCGAGAUGCUAUUAAAAAUGUAUGGCCUGGGCCCGAGAGUGUACUUCAAGUCGGCGUUCAACAGAUUUGACUGUGCGGUUGUUCUUGGAGGGAUUAUAGAGAUAGUUGUACAGACAUUUACUGAUUAUAGCUUUGGUAUAAGUGUUCUUCGUAGUCUUCGUCUUCUAAGAAUUUUUAAAUUUACGAGGUUUUGGGCUUCAUUACGUAACUUUGUGACGUCAUUGUUAAACAGCAUGCGGUCCAUCCUCAGCCUCAUUUUCCUUCUGUUUCUUUUCAUCUUCAUAUUUGCUCUACUUGGUAUGCAGCUCUUUGGUGGAAAGUUUAGUGAACGUCACGAUGCUCCACGAACCAACUUCGACAACUUCCUGAAGGCUAUGCUGGCAGUUUUUCAGAUUAUGACCGGAGAGGACUGGAAUGCCGUGAUGUAUGAUGGGAUAGUUGCAUCAAAAGGACCGCAUACAAUCACGGGAAUGUUAUCAUCAUUGUAUUUUGUUUCGCUAGUGAUUCUGGGAAAUUACACGUUACUAAAUGUAUUUUUAGCCAUCGCAGUAGACAACUUGGCAAACGCACAGGCCGUGACGCAAGACGAAAAAGAGGAACAAAGACAGCUAGAAGCCAUGAGAAAAAAGAGGCUUGAAAAAAAAAGGGACGGAUGGGCUAAAGCUCGGCAGAUUCCUGUUCUUAUGGCCAUAAAAAAUAUUAACCAUAGCAAAAAUGACAACGACAAUCCAUUUCACAACAUGAAACCAGUGUAUCCAUCUUUGGAUCAUGUGUCUCCAAGGGGAGCGAGAUGGAACAAGAAGUCAGCUUUAAGGGUGAAGAUUUCCCAAGAUGGUAAAUUUCCUCAGGCUACGAAUGGACAAAUGUCGAACGGCAAUUCCAAAGAAAACCCUGACAAAGAAGAGGAAGGAGAAGAUACAGAGAACAGUGUUCCUCGUAGAACGUUACUCAGCUUGCGUGAUGCGGGGCGUAUUAUACGGAGACGUAACAUUCACAGAAACGUACCAAUCAUACGAAAGAGUUCCAUGUUUAUUUUUGGUCCUGAUAAUCCUAUUCGCCAGGCUUGUCACUGGGUUGUAAAUCUUCGAUAUUUUGAUGACUUCAUUUUGGCGGUCAUUUUAAUCAGUAGCGUGUUAUUAGCAAUAGAAGACCCAGUCCACCCGGAUGCAUCAAGAAACAAGGUUAUUCGUUAUUUUGACUAUGGUAUUACAGGGAUCUUUGCGUUAGAAGUUCUAGUAAAGAUGAUCGACCUUGGUGUGAUACUUCACAAGGGAUCUUAUCUGAGAAGUGGAUGGAAUGUCAUCGAUGCCUUCGUUGUGGGCUGUAAUAUUGCUGCCUUGCUGUUAGACAUAGGAACUGACGACAACUUACAGAAGGAUGCUAUCAAGUCAUUUCGUGUUUUACGAGUGCUCAGACCUUUGAAGGCCAUUAACAAGUCAAAAAAACUUAAGGCUGUGUUCGAGUGCAUGAUGUAUUCUUUAAAGAAUGUACGCAACAUUCUCCUCAUCACGUUAUUGUUCUACUUCAUAUUCGCUGUGGUUGGCGUGCAGUUGUUUAAGGGGAAAUUUUGGUAUUGUACAGAUCUUUCGAAGAUGACGAAUGCAACUUGUCAAGGACAAUACUUCAAGUACAAUGUUGCCAUCAACAGUAAAAUAAGUCUGGAUAAUUUUGAGGUUAAAGACAGAGAGUGGAAGAAACACAAGUUUAACUUCGACAACGUACCACAUGCCAUGUUGGCUUUGUUUUCCUCUUCUACUGGGGAGGGGUGGCCUCAAGGAAUGUAUCACACUGUUGACGCGACCAAAGAGGAUCAAGGGCCUAUCAAGGAUUACCAAAUCCAGAUGUCUUUGUACUAUGUCUGUUUUGUUGUUGUGUUUUCUUUCUUCUUUUUAAACAUGUUCGUAGCUCUGAUCAUUGUUACAUUUCAAGAGCAAGGAGAAAAAGAAAUGGAUGGAUGUGAACUCGAUAGAAAUCAGCGAGAUUGCAUUCAGUUCGCCAUGACAGCCAAACCAAGACAACGUUACAUGCCGGAGGAUAAAAACACUUGUGUUUAUAAAGUGUGGAAGGUUGUGGACUCCAAACCCUUUGAAAUCUUUAUCAUGGCCACUAUUGUUCUCAACGCAAUAGUUCUUAUGGUCUCGUAUGACGAUGCUUCUCCUCAGUAUGAGAGAAUCCUCAUCAAUUUAAACGCCGCUUUCACUUUCGUGUUUCUGUCCGAAGCCAUUUUGAAGCUGAUAGCGUUUAGACAGAAUUACUUUCGAGAUUUCUGGAAUGUGUUUGACUUCAUCAUUGUCAUCACCACUUUGGUCGGCGUAAUCCUAGAAUUAAACUCAACCACCCAAAAGGCCAGUGACGCCCUUCCAGUAGACCCGAGUUUUUUCCGACUCUUUCGAGCUGCUCGGCUGGUAAAACUACUGAGACAAGGAUACACCAUACGAAUUCUAUUGUGGACAUUCCUACAGUCAUUCAAGGCGCUGCCUUAUGUGGUCAUUUUACUUGGUAUGUUGUUUUUCGUCUACGCUGUCAUCGGAAUGCAGUUGUUUGGCAGGAUUCGCCCGAGUGAGGACUGGAGCAAGCAAAUAAACCAUCAUAACAAUUUCCGGAACUUCUUCAUGGCACUUCAAGUCCUGUUCAGAGCAUCCACAGGCGAGAACUGGCAUAAAAUAAUGCUGGACUGUUUUGACGAUGCCAAGUGUGAUUCUGAUGAAAACAGAAGUUGUGGCAGCACUGUCGCUUCCAUUAUCUAUUUCUGUACUUUUUACUUUUUUUGCACGUUCUUGAUGCUAAAUCUCUUUGUUGCUGUUAUUAUGGACAACUUCGAGUAUUUGACUCGUGACGAGUCCAUUCUAGGCCCUCAUCACCUGGACGAGUUUGUGAGAGUCUGGUCCGAAUAUGACCCAGGUGCCACAGGACGGAUUCCACACACAGAGGUGUACCGCUUGAUGUGUGACAUGUCUCCCCCGGUGGGGUUUGGAAGAAAAUGCCCAAAGUUUAUCGCCUAUAAGCGUCUGAUAAAGAUGAACAUGCCAAUCAUGGGCGACAACACGGUCUUAUUCACAUCCACCUUGUUUGCGCUCAUCAGAACAGCGCUUGGGAUAUUUAGCACAGGAGACCCAGCAUACGCCGACAGUGAACUUAGAAGAACGAUAAAAAUAUUGUGGCCAAAAACGUCCAAGAAGAUACUGGAAAAGAUGAUUCCUCUUCAGUCAGUUUUGAGUUCUCAGCAGAUGACCAUUGGUAAGAUCUACUGCGCGAAACUGAUUUACGAAAACUACAAACACAUGAAGAAGAAGCGCCUUGAGAAAAAGAAAAAAAGGCCUUCAUUGUUUCGUCGGCUUGUCGGAGCCCUUCGAAGUGGUAACUCUAACUCUGAUGACGAAGAGGGAGAAAUCGAUACUCCUUCGGAUUACUUGACGACAACAAGAAGACGAUCAAAGACAUUAACAGCUCUUCCGACAAUGAGCAAAGAAAAAGAAGAAGUGUUAAAUUCCAAGCGCCGGAUGCAUCGCUCAUUAAAGUUCUUCAGUAGAAGGCCAUUUGGACGAUCAGACAGUUACAGUGAAGAUGAAGACUUUAGAGGAAUCAACAAGUCUGUUCACUUCAAGGAUGCUCCGAUGGAUCUCACCGACAUCAACCCAACUAUUAUCAGCACUGACACGGAAGACGAGGACCAAGUUGACGGCGCAUGCCCUAAACUGAAAAGGAAACCAUCCAAACUCAGCUUUAAGAACCCAGUGGCUCUGGAAGACGAGAUGGAGACAGCAAGUUCUGAGAGUCGCUCACGUUCUUCCACCGGACUUUCCUCCCCACUCUCUCUACCCAUGGUGAAAAUAGAAGUGACAUCACCACAGCCAUCUGGUGCUCAGGGACCUGGAGAGGAGCCGGCCCAAAGAUUAGCAGGAGAUCGAUCGUUAAUGCUUCUUGAUUUCCCGGAUGUGAUUAAAUCAGCAGAAAGCAGUCCUCGACACUCGCUGAUACCACUUAGUGAAUUUUACGAGUCACAAGGAAGAACGUUAAAUGAUCGAAGAACUAGAGAAAUAAUCAAUCAAAUAAAUGUUGAAGUAGCGCAAGCGGUUAACAGAGGACAAAGUCCGUAUUAUAUUUAUGGAAUAAUGGACAAUGACGAAGAAACCUGGUGCUGACGUUUUACCGUAAUCUGGCAUUUGAGGUUUUCAUUGAUCAUAAGAAAGAAAAUGUCACCGAAGGGAAUUGUCCAAAGAAGACCAAAUGCAAAGUGGUUGGAAGUUUGGACACAAACUGAAAUGCUAUAUUGGAGAAAAGCUGCUAACCUGGAGAGAAACUUGAACGUGUUCCAGUGGACAGGGAACCUUACACACAAGUGGAUUGAAAUUCAAUCAUUUGAGAUGCAACGUUCGUUACGCUAACAUAUUUUUGGGAAGCAAUUUUAUUUUAUUUCGCUGCUUUUUUUUCAUAAGUUCGUUUUUGAUAAAUUUACUAUGCAUAAAAACUGUUGUCGGACAAUAAUUUUGCAAAAAAAA
Orbicella faveolata is the source of this 6215-nucleotide messenger RNA. Its product is annotated as voltage-dependent L-type calcium channel subunit alpha-1D-like. Gene Ontology annotation, cellular component: voltage-gated calcium channel complex; membrane. Gene Ontology annotation, molecular function: high voltage-gated calcium channel activity. Gene Ontology annotation, biological process: chemical synaptic transmission; calcium ion import across plasma membrane. NCBI's taxonomy places the organism in Eukaryota, Metazoa, Cnidaria, Anthozoa, Scleractinia, Merulinidae. The record is from RefSeq and is a predicted model, not a curated record.